UCCCGCCUCUCCACCCGGCGCGUCCGUCUUCCCUCUUACCCACCCCCAACCACGCUGUCCUCCGUAUCCACCCCCUCCUUUCUUUCCCACCCACUCAUCACCCCAGGCUGGGGAAUCUCCAUUGACGUUCGGGUGACGCUACUGUGCUGCCACUGUGGGUAGGUGGGGGUGGUUUCCAAGCGCUGCACAGGUAACGCCACCGCUGCCGCCAUAUUGACAGAGCUGGGGAUGGGGAGGGGGCCCUAGGAACAGGGGUGGGGGACAGAGUCAACGCCAAGCAACAGUCGCGGCGGCGGCAGUGCUGAGCACCAGUCGAGAGGAGCUCUCCGUGAGGCAGCAGAGUUUUCUUGUCUAUUGGGGCAGCUGCCUGCGGCGGCGAUCCUCAGCUCGCAGCCUGUGAGCGGACGCUGCAGCGAGAGCAGCGGUGGCUGAAGCAGGGUCUGAGGGUUACGUGGGUGUUGGCGGCGGCAGGCAAGCUCAAACGACGGGAUGCGCGGUCGCUCCAGCGGUUAGCAGCUCCUGUUCAAGUGCUCCUGAAGGGGCAAUGCUACCGUUCACUCCUCAGGAGGAGCUUUGGAACCAAGAAAUGGAGGUGUUCGGAGGCGGCGCAAGCAGCGGCGAGGUGGAUGGUCUUAAAAUGGUUGAUGAGCCAAUGGAAGAGGGAGAAGCAGAUUCUUGCCAAGAUGAAGGAAUUGUUAAAGAAAUCCCUAUUACUCAUCAUGUUAAGGAAGGGUAUGAGAAAGCAGAUCCUGCACAAUUUGAGUUGCUCAAAGUUCUUGGUCAGGGAUCCUUUGGAAAGGUUUUUCUUGUUCGAAAGAAGACUGGUCCUGAUGCUGGGCAGCUCUAUGCAAUGAAGGUGUUAAAAAAAGCUUCUUUAAAAGUUCGAGACAGAGUUCGGACAAAGAUGGAGAGGGAUAUACUGGUGGAAGUAAAUCAUCCAUUUAUUGUCAAAUUACACUAUGCCUUUCAGACUGAAGGGAAGCUGUAUUUAAUACUAGAUUUUCUCAGGGGAGGAGAUGUCUUUACAAGAUUAUCCAAAGAGGUUCUGUUUACAGAGGAAGAUGUGAAAUUCUACCUUGCAGAACUGGCACUUGCUUUGGAUCAUCUGCACCAAUUAGGAAUUGUAUAUAGAGACCUGAAACCAGAAAACAUUUUGCUUGAUGAAAUAGGACAUAUCAAGUUAACAGCCCCAGACUGGAAAUGUCCCAAAUGUCCUUCAGAGAAUGAAUGGAUAAACAAACUGAUACAUCCAUACAAUGGAGUACUACCCAUCAGUAAAAAGGAAAGAACUCUUGAUAUAUGCAACAACUUGGAUGGACUCAAGGGUAUUAUGCUGAAUUUUGGACUCAGCAAGGAAUCUGUAGAUCAAGAAAAGAAGGCUUACUCAUUUUGUGGUACAGUGGAGUACAUGGCUCCUGAAGUAGUAAAUAGGAGAGGCCACUCCCAAAGUGCUGAUUGGUGGUCAUAUGGUGUACUUAUGUUUGAAAUGCUUACUGGUACUCUGCCAUUUCAAGGUAAAGACAGAAAUGAGACCAUGAAUAUGAUAUUAAAAGCAAAACUCGGAAUGCCUCAGUUUCUUAGUGCUGAAGCACAAAGUCUACUAAGGAUGUUAUUCAAAAGAAAUCCAGCAAAUAGAUUGGGUUCAGAAGGAGUUGAGGAAAUCAAAAGACAUCUUUUUUUUGCAAAUGUUGACUGGAAUAAAUUAUAUAGAAGAGAAGUUCAACCUCCUUUCAAACCGGCUUCUGGAAAACCAGAUGAUACUUUUUGUUUUGAUCCUGAGUUUACUGCAAAAACACCUAAAGAUUCUCCUGGUUUACCAGCUAGUGCUAAUGCUCAUCAACUCUUCAAAGGAUUCAGCUUUGUGGCAACUUCUAUUGCAGAAGAAUAUAAAAUCACUCCUGUUACAAGUGCAAAUGUGUUACCAAUUGUUCAGAUAAAUGGAAAUUCUGGACAAUUUGCUGAAUUAUAUGAACUAAAAGAAGAUAUUGGUGUUGGCUCCUAUUCUGUUUGCAAGCGAUGCAUACAUACAGCCACGAACAUGGAAUUUGCAGUGAAGAUCAUUGACAAAAGUAAGAGAGACCCUUCAGAAGAAAUUGAAAUAUUGAUGCGCUAUGGACAACACCCCAACAUUAUUACUUUAAAGGAUGUUUAUGAUGAUGGUAGAUAUGUUUACCUUGUUACGGAUUUGAUGAAAGGAGGAGAACUACUUGACCAUAUUCUCAAAAAAAAGUGUUUCUCAGAACGGGAAGCUAGUGAUGUACUGUUUGUAAUAAUUAAGACAGUUGACUAUCUUCAUUGUCAAGGAGUUGUUCAUCGUGAUCUUAAACCUAGUAAUAUUUUAUAUAUGGAUGAAUCGGCCAAUGCAGACUCCAUUAGGAUCUGUGAUUUUGGGUUUGCAAAACAGCUUCGUGGAGAAAAUGGACUUCUUUUAACUCCAUGCUACACUGCAAACUUUGUAGCACCUGAGGUUCUUAUGCAACAGGGCUAUGAUGCUGCUUGUGAUAUUUGGAGCCUAGGUGUCCUUUUUUACACCAUGCUGGCUGGCUACACUCCAUUUGCUAAUGGCCCCAAUGAUACUCCUGAAGAGAUACUGCUACGUAUAGGCAAUGGCAAGUUCUCUUUGAGUGGUGGAAACUGGGACAAUAUUUCAGAUGGAGCAAAGGAUUUACUCUCCCAUAUGCUACAUAUGGACCCACAUCAGCGGUACACUACAGAACAAGUAUUAAAACACUCAUGGAUAACCCACAGAGAUCAGUUGCUGAAUGAUCAGCCAAAUAGAUAUGAUGCAUCACAUGUCAUUAAGGGAGUAGUGGUCACCACAUGUUCUGCCCUGACUCACAAGACCUUUCAACCAGUCCUUGAGCCUGUUGCUGCUUCAAACUUAGCUCAGCGACGGAGCAUGAAAAAACGAACAUCAACUGGCCUAUAAUAUUUCUAGUGUUCCUCAGCCAGACUGGAUGAAGAGAAAAUUAAAUGUGUGGCUUUUUGCCUAAUCUUAUAUCAAAGGCAUUGUUUUCUGGUACAUUACUUGAAUAUUCUGUUUAAGCCUCCUUUUUUAGGGAGAGAUGAGAUAAAAAAAAAAUACACAGGUCCACAGUAUUCAUACUCUAUGUUGUUUUGUAGUGGUGUCCAAGUGUUUAAAUAUAUAAUUGGUGUCUACAAGGUCCUAACAACUUCUCUGCACACUAACUUGUAAAGUUCCUUUCAAAUAAAGUUAUUUUAAUAGUUUUUCUAGUUUCAUAAAAUAAUGAUUUGGGGAAUCAGUACCAACAAUCAGGAUGCAAAUACAAUAGUAUAAUGCCAAGCAAUGCCAAUAUUUUUAACAUCAGAUCCUGAAGAAUAGGCUUUUUUAAAAAGAAAACAAACAAAAAUGUAUUGUACAAACUUGUUUUUGCAUACAACCAAAGGACUACAUUCAUUUGUGCUGAUACAUGAGCUCCUGAUAUAGUUGGUGCCAAAAUUUUUACAGAAUCAAAUCACAGAUUAUGUAUUCAGACAGACCUAUAUAUUAUCCAUAAAUGUCCUCAUCUAGAAAUAAAGGUUUCCAUAAGACCUCUGUAAAUUUUACAUCUAAUGAAAUUAUGGUACAAAUGAAUAAAUUUUUUAGCCAAAGGCUUUAUAAUUGGUCUUGUAAUCUACUAAAUAGGUUAUAAUUAAGCCUUUGAAAAUAAAGUACAUGUGUUGAUACCACCUUCAUGAUAUGUAGACAUACUUUCAAUUUACUCAAUUGGAUUUAAUCAUAUUUUUCCCUUUGGUAAUGAACUACAUUUUUGUCUUUGGACUUUCAAAAUUUAAUUACAGUGUAGUGUAUUAAUUUACCUUGAAUCCUAUGGUUAUAUAGUUUAAAUUUUAUUGUAAUGGACUUGUGGGCUUAGCCCACAUGAUAUAAUACAAUGCAUUUCAGUAAACUUUAAACAUUGCUACAAAGAGAUAAACUAACA
Molecule: messenger RNA, 3941 nt
Organism: Acinonyx jubatus (cheetah)
Lineage: Eukaryota; Metazoa; Chordata; Mammalia; Carnivora; Felidae
Gene: RPS6KA6
Product: ribosomal protein S6 kinase A6
Exons: 23
Coding region: 545-2929 (794 amino acids)
Biological process (GO): protein phosphorylation
Molecular function (GO): ATP binding; ribosomal protein S6 kinase activity; magnesium ion binding
Source: RefSeq, a predicted model, not a curated record